Molecule: messenger RNA, 1479 nt
Organism: Aspergillus nomiae NRRL 13137
Lineage: Eukaryota; Fungi; Ascomycota; Eurotiomycetes; Eurotiales; Aspergillaceae
Product: NADPH-adrenodoxin reductase
Exons: 4
Coding region: 1-1479 (492 amino acids)
Biological process (GO): ubiquinone biosynthetic process
Cellular component (GO): mitochondrion
Source: RefSeq, a predicted model, not a curated record
AUGAACCUCCAGCGUGUGCCUUACAUCUGCUCGCAAUGCACGGUGCAGAUCAGCCGCUCUCCACUUCGUCGCUCGCCGCAUUGUCUUUUGCCGCAGUCAGUAUGGCAACGACGUCAUAACAGUCAGUCUGUGCAGACUAAUCAGCCAUUUCGCGUUGCUGUUGUGGGGUCGGGUCCGGCUGGUUUCUAUGCAGCCUAUAGACUGCUGGCAAAAGUGGACGAUGCUGUGAAUUGUGAGGAGAAAUUUACUGAAGUUGCCUCAUCUCCCCGGUUCAACUUCAUUGGCAAUAUUGAACUCGGCGAGAAUCUCCCUCUACAGGCGCUGAAGCCUCAUUAUGAUGCUAUCUUAUUUUCAUACGGAGCUCCAAAGGAUAAGGAAUUGGGUAUUCCCGGAGAGAACGCCUGUCGAAAUGUAUACUCAGCUCGCGAAUUUGUCGGAUGGUACAACGGUCUUCCCGAGCACCGCGACCUAGCACCUGACCUGACAGCCGGUGAAGACGCAGUGAUUAUCGGCCAGGGCAACGUUGCGCUAGAUGUAGCAAGAAUCCUACUGUCAGAUAGCAAGAUCAAGCGAGUUCACGUAGUUGGGCGUCGAGGGCCGAUGCAGGCUGCAUUCACAAUCAAGGAGCUUCGUGAGUUGCUCCAGCUACCGGGUGUGUCGUUCGAUCCAGUUCGUAAGGAAUUAUUCCCACCAGACGACGUCAUGAAUGCUCUCCCUAGAGCCCAGAAGCGACUCAUCCAACUACUCGCAAAGGGAUCCAGUAACGAUCCCGCAACAUCGACCAAAUCCUGGUCUCUAGAUUUCCUUCUCUCGCCAGAGUGCCUCAACUGGUCCCCAAUCCAUCCAUAUCGCCUGUCACACGUCAAAUUCUCCCGCAAUGAGUUAGACCCGACCAAUCCAUAUAUUCCUAGCGCCAAGGUGUCGCCCAAGCAUCUUUCCAGCGGCAAGCGAGCGCAGGUCAACAUUCCUGCUAAUACAUUCUUCCGAAGUGUUGGAUACAAAUCACUACCUUUGCCUGGACUGGAAGACCUGGGGAUUCAGUUCGACACGAAGCGAGGUGUCAUCCCCAACGACGGAUUCGGCAGAGUCACUCGCCCCACGAAUACGGGGGCUAACGAACAACUCCCUGAUGGGUCAGUUAUCUCACACCUACCGGGUCUCUACUGCGCUGGCUGGGUCAAGCGUGGACCCACCGGCGUUAUUGCAACAACCAUGACGGAUGCAUUUACGACGGCAGAUGUGGUGGCGGCUGAUUUGAGCAGCCACCGAGGCAAGGGGUCUCUUUUGAAUGGCCCCGGUCACAGCACCGGUCUUGGCUGGGAGGGAGUACGUCCCGAGGCCGAGAAGCGUGGCUUGCGGGCAACAACCUGGCAGGAUUGGCAGCGUAUUGAUGCUGCCGAACGCGAGCGGGGCCAGCAGAUCGGUAAACCCCGUUCUAAAUUCGGCAGAGUGGAAGAAAUGCUGGAAGUUGCACAGUAA